Salarias fasciatus (jewelled blenny) is the source of this 1996-nucleotide messenger RNA. Its product is annotated as sialic acid synthase-like. Gene Ontology annotation, molecular function: N-acylneuraminate-9-phosphate synthase activity. Lineage: Eukaryota; Metazoa; Chordata; Actinopteri; Blenniiformes; Blenniidae. Gene Ontology annotation, biological process: carbohydrate biosynthetic process. The transcript has 6 exons. Bases 115 to 1194 code for a protein of 359 amino acids. The record is from RefSeq and is a predicted model, not a curated record.
UAUGCCUUCCUGUCGGUGACUGCCCUCCGUCCACUUCCCUCUGCUAAAUAAUUCCCUCCACUGGUCGUGUUUUUGGCUUUGUUUUAUUCGAUUUGGGUCUUUUGUGUCGUGAAAAUGCCUCUGAAGUUCGAGCUGUGUCCCGGUCGCCCGAUCGGUGGAAAUCAUCCGUGUUUUAUCAUCGCUGAAAUUGGACAGAACCACCAGGGAGACAUCGAGAUCGCCAAGAAAAUGAUCAAAAUGGCAAAGGAUUGUGGAGCCGACUGUGCAAAAUUCCAAAAAAGCGAGUUGGAGUACAAAUUCAACAAGCGAGCUCUGGAGAGGCCCUACACCUCCCAGCACUCCUGGGGCAAAACGUACGGCGAGCACAAGCGCCACUUGGAGUUCAGCCAUGAGCAGUACAGGGAGCUGCAGAAAUACGCCGAGGACGUGGGGAUCUUCUUCACCGCCUCGGGGAUGGACGAGAUGGCCGUGGAGUUUCUCCACGAGCUCAACGUGCCUUUCUUCAAAGUGGGCUCUGGAGACACCAACAACUUCCCCUAUCUGGAGAAAACCGCCAAGAAAGGACGGCCCAUGGUGGUGUCCAGUGGGAUGCAGUCCAUGGAGACGAUGCGCCGCGUCUACAAAACGGUGAAGCAGCACAAUGAGAACUUUGCCAUCCUGCAGUGUACCAGCGCCUACCCUCUGGAGGCUGAGGACGUCAACCUCAGAGUCAUCCAGGAGUAUCAGAAGGAGUUCCCCGACAUUCCCAUCGGGUAUUCCGGCCAUGAGUCGGGAAUCAGCAUUUCGGUGGCGGCCGUUGCUCUCGGGGCCAAAGUCAUCGAGCGCCACAUCACUCUGGACAAAACCUGGAAAGGGAGCGACCACGCCGCCUCCCUGGUCCCGUCCGAGCUGGCCGAGCUGGUUCGCUCCGUGCGGCUGGUGGAGCGGGCGCUGGGCAGCGGCGUCAAGCAGAUGCUGCCCUGCGAGAAGCCGUGCCACGACAAGCUGGGUAAGUCGGUGGUGGCCAGGGUGAAGAUCCCCAAGGGAACCGUCCUGACCGCGGACAUGCUGACGGUGAAGGUGGCCGAGCCCAUGGGCGUCGCCGCCGAGGACAUCUUCCAGCUGGUGGGGAAGACGGCGGCGGAGACCGUGGAGGAGGACGAGAGCGUCACGCCCGACAUGGUGGACAACUACGGGAAGAAAGUCAAACAUUGAGCUUAUCAGAUAAGUUAUAGAUUAAAGAAGGAAUUUCACAGUUUCCUCUACGGAUCACUGGAAUGAGGCUGGAGAUGACGCACAAGGAAGUGUUUUGGUAAUUCUUCUUGCUGCAGCUCAGAUUUCAGACCUUUGGUUAAUCAAUUACUUGUCGCAUAAUUAGAUUUUUACAUUGGAACCUUCUGAUACCUCAGAUCCUCCUGUAUCCAUGAAGCGUCCAUUUCUACAUUACUGCCUUAACGUGACACUAUCCCUUCCUUGCCAAGCAGCUCUUUCACAGAUAUGUAGACCUUUUCCUGUUCUUUGUGGGGAUUUUUUUUUUCUCCACCGUUUACAGGUUCAGAGCGGAAUGUUCGAUGCUGCUAUGCAUCAUUUGCACUGCAGUUUUCUGCCACUCGAAGUAAAAGUUGACUGACGACAUGACUGACGCUGCUGCAGCGAGACCACUCCGGUCUCUGACCUGUGACCCCGUUCACCGGCGUCACGAAGGGCUCGUAUCUGUAAAACCACUGUGAGAGAAACACGAAUCUUAAUCAGUUCAAGCAAGGAAACUUGAUCAAUCAUUUAUGCUUCAUUUGGUUCUGGUUCAAACUGUGUGUGCACUUUUUCAUUUCUUCUCUUAAAACACAUCAAAUAAUUUCUAAAACUCAUCUUGUAUUUUUUUUAAAAAUCAAUUACGAUUUAAUUUUGGCAUUAACCGUUUCCUUUUAUCAUCACUUGACGGUGGAAAAUGUGAGCAUGAGAGAGUAACAUGUUGAAAUCUGUUCAGGUUUGUGUGAGAAAUGAAGCUUCCAAAUAAAAA